GCCCCGGGAGCAGAGGGGUGUUGGCUGACAGCGAGUGGAGCGGAGUCGGGGCAGCUCUGCCUGCCACAGGCCACACACCUGCUGCUGGGACACUGCCGGCAGCCACUUGUGAACUCAGUGGCCCUGACGGGACAGCGCCUGGCUUUCUUCACGGGUCAUCUUCUGCUGGGAUUGGAGACAGAACCCCCAGUGGGGUCCAGGUGACCCCUUGGGAGAGGAUGGCCCACGGGGGAGGCUGUACUCGGAUGGCCUGGCUGCCCGUCCUGGUGGCAUCCCUGGUGUUCUGGUCCAGAGCGGAGGACACCAACUGCGGCGAGAACGAGUUCUACAAUCAGACCACAGGGCUGUGCCACGAGUGUCCCCAGUGUGUGCCGGGGGAGGAGCCCUACCUGUCCUGUGGCUACGGCACUAGAGACGAGGACUACGGCUGCGUCCCCUGCCCCGCGGAGAAGUUCUCCAAGGGCGGCUACCAGAUCUGCAGGCGCCACAAGGACUGCGAGGGCUUCUUCCGUGCCACGGUGCUGACGCCGGGGGACACGGAGCACGACGCCGAGUGCGGGCCCUGCCUGCCUGGGUACUACAUGUUGGAAAACAGGCCACGGAACAUCUACGGCAUGGUCUGCUACUCCUGCCUGCUGGCGCCCCCCAACACCAAGGAAUGUGUGGGAGCCACCUCGGGAGUUUCUGCCAACUUCCCACGCACGCCCAGCAGCAGUACCCUGUCCCCGUCCCAGCUCGCCCACAAAGCAGAGCUCUUGGGCCAAGGACACCUGGCCACGGCCCUGGUCAUCGCCAUGUCCACCAUCUUCACCAUGGCCGUCGCCAUCGUCCUCAUCAUCAUGUUCUACAUCCUGAAAGCCAGGCCGGCCGCCCCAGCCUGCUGCCCCAGCCCCCCCGUGAAGAGCCCGGAAGCCCCCAUGAGCGAGGAAGAGGAGAAGAAAGAGGCCCAAGAAAACGUGGUGAUUUUCUCUGAGAAGGAUGAAUUCGAGAAGCUGACGGCAGCUCCGGCAAAGUCGGCCAAGAGCGAGAACGAUGCCUCAUCCGAGAAAGAGCAGCUGCUGAACCGGAGCCUGGACAGCGACGAGGAGCCGGCCCCUGAUGUGCAGGGCCCCCCGGAGCUGUGCCUGCUGUCCCUGGUCCACCUGGCCAGGGAGACGUCGGCCACCGCCACCAAGGCGGCUGGGAUUCAAAGCCGAAGGAAGAAGAUACUGGACGUGUACGCCAACGUGUGUGGCAUCGUGGAAGGCCUCAGCCCCACGGAGCUGCCAUUCGACUGCCUGGAGAAGACCAGCCGGAUGCUCAGUGCCACGUACAACUCAGAGAAGGCCGUGGUCAAGACGUGGCGCCACCUGGCCGAGAGCUUCGGGCUCAAGCGGGACGAAAUCGGGGGUAUGACUGACGGCCUGCAGCUCUUUGACCGCAUCAGCACAGCUGGCUACAGCAUCCCAGAGCUGCUCACCAAGCUAGUGCAGAUUGAGCGGCUGGACGCCGUGGAGUCCCUGUGCGCAGACAUCCUGGAGUGGGCGGGGGUCCCACCUCCCGCCGCACCUCCGCCCCCCGCGUCUUGA
This is a messenger RNA of Hippopotamus amphibius kiboko, 1568 nucleotides long. RefSeq names its product ectodysplasin A receptor (gene EDAR). The record is from RefSeq and is a predicted model, not a curated record. NCBI's taxonomy places the organism in Eukaryota, Metazoa, Chordata, Mammalia, Artiodactyla, Hippopotamidae. Gene Ontology annotation, cellular component: plasma membrane. The coding region runs from base 219 to 1568 and encodes 449 amino acids. Gene Ontology annotation, molecular function: signaling receptor activity. Gene Ontology annotation, biological process: positive regulation of canonical NF-kappaB signal transduction; positive regulation of JNK cascade. The transcript has 12 exons.